AACGCUUGGUGACGCGUUCGAAUUGGUGGAUUCGACUCGUACGAUUAGCAAUGCGAUGGGCAUUUUCUCCGUAGCAGCCGAAGAAGAAGGAGGAGGUGAAAGAGGAGGACACGACACUCUAUGGGCCGCGUGCAGCAGUGACGACGUGUGUCGAACGUGGGCGAAUGUUGAGCUUUCUCAGCGUACGAAGAAGAUGCGCGUGUCAGGAGACCGCGGGGAAAUGAGUAACGAAGAGUCGGCCGGAAAGCGGGUCAUGAAUCGUUCAAAAUGAGGAGAACUUGUAACGCCGUGGUAGAGGCCCGGACAACGGAUAGCCUCGAAGCCACAAGACGUCUGCACAGGAGCGUGACGGAGAUCGUAAAAAGAUUAGAUGAACAAAAAAAUCGUGCCCUCACGGUAUGUGAUAUAUUUAUCCCAUCUGUGGAAGUUCUUCGUGUAAAACUUAAGGAUUAUUGCGAGAGAUUGAUACUGAAAGAUCCUGUUGGAAAUGCGCGUAAAACGGAGGAAUUGUUAUGGAGAAAGGCGUUCUACGAUGUUGUUUAUGCAGCUAAAAAAUUGCGCAAGACCAAUCAGUGGAAUGAAUCUGAGAAGGCAUUACUGUCCGUACAUUUGGCAGUGGGUGUGGGAUAUUAUCAUCAUCUGAUAUUAAGACUGCAAUCCGAAUAUGAUCUGGAUCUUGUUGGUGUUAUCGACUUUGCAUUCACUCGCUUUGAGAGCAUUUCGUCAUACGUAAGUAUGACUCCGUAUGCAAGAUGGAUGGCUAAAAUGGAGCAACCUAAAUUAACUCACACCAAGGAAGUCAAACAGUGCGUCAUGCGCUUAAUCCAUCGAAGCCUGGUGUGCCUUGGAGACCUGACCAGGUACAAAUUAGAAUUAGAUUCAGAUUGGGAUCCAAUGAUAGCAAACAGAUAUUACAAGAUGGCUAUAGCCAUUGAUCCAAACAUCGGAAUGCCUCAUAACCAACUUGGUACUAUUGCGGGUGGGAAAAAUUAUGGUCUGGAUGCAGUUUAUCAUUAUAUGAGAUGUGUUUUGUGUCCCGAGUUGUUUGAAGGAGCAGAAGGAAAUUUGAAGAGAUCUAUAAUAACCAAUUCCACCUGUACAGAUGAAAACAAUUUGGUUCAUCAUUGUGUAUCGCGAUUAUUUUCCCUGUUACGUUUGUGGGAUUACGACAACCCGAAUUCGGAUAAGAUAAAUCAAGAAUGUCAGGAUCUUUUGACUGAUAUUGAGAAUUGUUUGAUAAUAGAGCAAUCUGAGACGAAUAACACGAGUUCUCUUGAAAAUGCGGAUAAUAUAGAGACAUAUCUACAAAAUUGCAAGAGCAGACCAGCGCUAUACCUAACGGACGACAUGGUAUUUAAAAUCGUGACAAUAUGCUUAAUGUCAAUUUCUAGAUUAAAAAGCAGAGAGUCUAGCGAGGUGCAGGGUGUCGUUGCUAUUACUUUAGCAAUAUUGUCUCAAUUACUACAAUUUACAAUAACCAAACUGCAAGCAUUGGUCAUGGAAACGGCAGUACCGGACGUCGAGGUGAAUGCAAAUUCUUAUUCCUCAAAGCUUAAAAAUGCACUGAAAAAGGAGGCGCCGCGUGACGAAAGGGAAGACAGUGUAGACCAUGUGCCGAAAGAGAAUUCCGUUUCGAAUCAAGACAAUAAUACAUCGAAUUUAAAUAAGAAGGAGCAGUCGCAUGCUAUCGAAGGCGCGAAAUCGCUGGACAAUGGAGUUACGAACAAUGAGACGUCCAAGAAGACUCGCGAGAAAUCCAAGAGUCUCUUGAGCAAGCUACGCAGGCGAAAGAGACGAACAAGUUCCGACUCGGACGCGAGCGACACGGAGCAGCCUGUACUAGUAUCAUCCAGCGAUGAGAUGCACUCCGAGACAGAGGAGGAUGACGCGCUGAGCGAAGAGAACGACGCUCUAUCGGAGGAUGCUCUUUCGGACGAUAAUACGGAUGACGAAGAGUUAUUGUCCUUGCGAAAUAAAAAGCAAUCCGACGAGAAUGCGACGAAGAAAGAGAUAAACGGUCAUGCGGACGUUGCCGACUGUAAAACAGAGGACAGCGUCAACAAGGACGACAACAGUCAGUUGGUCAAUGGCGAACAACGAGUGGCGGACGAGCAAGCGGAGCCGAAGCCUAUCAGCGAUCAGGAUUCUGUGACGAAUUCAGCCGGCAGUGCUGUGACCAUCACGACGAACCCCGACUCUACCAGCAGCGCUUUUGAAGAAAGCAGUAACAGCAACUCGAGCAACACCGUCACCUGCAUGGCGCAGUCGAAGAAGCAGAGCUUGAAAUCGAACAGCGUCUUGAACUUAUUGAUCGGUAAAGAGAUCCUAGCGUCCAUUAAAGUUUGCUUCGACUGGUUGCGAAGCAGUCCCGACAUUGUAAGAAUAUGCGCCAAGAGUUCGCGGAUAUUGCUGAAACGCGUGACGAUUCUGCUGAAUCUUAUCAACGUGGACGGCGAAGCUUUCCUGCCUAAGAACGAGGACUCCGCGAUCCUGGCGAGUGCGGAAAGACUGCGGGAGUGCGUGAGAACGUUGCCGCUGCCGGAGGACAACGAUCUUAAGGGUCUGACUCUGUUGGAGGAAGCGCAUCGGUCCCUCAACUGGUGCAUAUUGCACAAGCACAAAAUGAGCAAGAGAGAGGAGACAUUACUGAGGAUGUUGAAGCUGGUUGAGUUCGGGCGUCACCUCAGCGCCAUCGAGGAGUCGGGCGUGCAAUAUGACCCAGUCGAACGGCUGUUCGUCGCGAGCGACUACAGCCCAUCAAACGCCCCGAAACCAGUGGGCUUGGACGAGAAGAAGUUCAAUAUGGAACAUCCGAGAAACAAGCUUAUGAGGCACAUGGGUAAGCUUUGGUUGAAGGCGGAAGUGCGUGCCUUGGAAAGCCAAUUGCACUUCCGACUGAUGUCACCGUACCUUGUGCCCGACCACGAAGCCUUGGCCAAGUAUACACCGACCCUUAAGCGCUUGGUGUACGCCAAGAUAUUCGUAGUAGUGAUUCCCGCGGCUGUCGUCUCAGCGUUGGACGAGGUGAAGCGUAUUAGCGGCCAAGCGAGAGAGGCGACACGAUGGCUGGAGAUUCAACUGAGACGUGGCACGAGAUUUCUACGAGCGCAGAGACCUCAUGAGCGUCUAGCGUUGCCACUGAUUAAAGGACCAAGACCGAAGGAUAAAGAGGCCUGGUUGUUCUUUCAAAUCAUAGAAUGUUGCCAUUAUCUCACUCAGCAGGCAAAGGCCGGUUUCACCGGUGACGGGGAAGCGCCGGUCGUGACUCUCUUGACCGGCUGUAAUCCGGACGAGAGGAAGGCUCUGACUUUCAGUCCUGAUGGAUUAGCGAAAAGUGCAGGUGUUAAUCUGGAGCACAUCGAAUCGUUUCAAACCAAGUGGAAAUCGUCGAGCAAGAGUCACGGUUGAGCGAGGAACGCUUCUGCGUGAUCAUUCACUGCUGUUCUCACCUUGGAAGUCGCCGACGACUUAGAGCGAGGUCAUAUCGGAACUUGUUCGGCUAGACACACCCGGACUCGAUCGACAACAGGAAGAGACAGAUAAAGAGAGAGAGAGAGAAGAAGGGGUUGGAAACCCGUGAAAGGGAAGAUCAAUCGAUUGAGUUUUGUGAGCACGGCGAAAUCGGUGCCGAUGGGACGUCCUUUCCCGCAGCGCAUACAGAAGAAUUUUAAGUAACGAAAUUACAUUUUUCCUCUCUUUCUAACUAUUCAUAUUGCCAUUUAUGUUUGAAAGAAUUGUAUUUUUAAGUAAACAAUUUUUUAAAUAAUCACAACAAUGUUUUCACCAGCCACAUGAAAAUCCCGGCGAAGUCUCGAGCUCAGAGCGAUUGUCCGUAGGCGCAAAUGAUCGUCUUGUCGAAAAAUAAAAAAGAAAUAAAGCGCAUAAUGCAAACGGCCGGAGCGUAUCGUCUAUGUCAAUCGAGACAAUCGAAACGUCUAAAAAGGUCUAAAGGUUAGGAAACGUUCAUCGUUUAAUACAUAUUAAUUACGUAGGCACGAGAAAUAUUACGCACGACUCGCCGUACGAUAAAUCUCACCGAUUCCCAUCGUUUGUAGACUUGUCUCGUGUUUAUCGCGACUUUAUCUCGUAUAUAUGCGUAUAUGUGCGUUCGACGAUUAUAUUUUACUACGUGUACAAAGAAUGUGUGUGUGUGUGUGUGUGUAAACCAAACGGCACUGUGCGUACGGAAUGUUUCGAAUUGACCUUGAGAAAUAUUAACGUUUAUAUUCUCAAUUUGUAAUAUCCGAACGCCGGUAUUUAGUCUUCGGUUCGUAAAAUAUUUCUCGUCGCGCAGAAGACCCUCUCCCCCCCGCAUUAAACUCGCACGGGAAUUCCUGAGUAAUAUAUUCGUUAAUUUCUCAACACCUUAUUUUCCGGACUAUGCCCGGCCGCGCGUGUAUCAAGUACGUGGGUGUUGCGUAUCGGUGGUGCGAGCGGUGCUUUGCAUCUGCCUGUGUGUGUGCGACACGAUUAUUCCGACGAAAGCGAACGCGCAUGCGCGGCAGUGCUUUUGCGUUGCGGUAGUGGCAGCGUGACAUAACCUAGCGGCGGUUUGUCGUCGUGUUUGCCUGUGUAUCGUCGUUGGUUUACGUGUCGGCGGAGGAACGGCCGUGGUCGGGUGGUCCUCGCAACGCGCACCACGCUCGCACAAUCAGUCGGCAGACGUGGACGCGUAUCACGCGAUCUCUCGCGCGGCGCGGUUAUCGUGAUGGCCGAGCCUGAAACGCCGAGCAUCGUGCAUGUUGGUCAUCGUUAUACGUCCAUCGCACAGUCUCUCUAGUUCCGCGUACUGGAGUUGUCGGUGAACGAGUCCGAGACGUAGUGUUGCUUGUUGCGUUGCGUUCGAACAUUCGAAGCGUGAGCGUGCGAAGGAGCGAGGGAGU
This is a messenger RNA of Harpegnathos saltator (Jerdon's jumping ant), 4883 nucleotides long. RefSeq names its product Smg5 nonsense mediated mRNA decay factor (gene Smg5). The transcript has 8 exons. Gene Ontology annotation, molecular function: protein binding; telomerase RNA binding; telomeric repeat DNA binding. The record is from RefSeq and is a predicted model, not a curated record. Bases 268 to 3408 code for a protein of 1046 amino acids. Gene Ontology annotation, biological process: nuclear-transcribed mRNA catabolic process, nonsense-mediated decay. NCBI's taxonomy places the organism in Eukaryota, Metazoa, Arthropoda, Insecta, Hymenoptera, Formicidae. Gene Ontology annotation, cellular component: telomerase holoenzyme complex.